Molecule: messenger RNA, 2616 nt
Organism: Malassezia pachydermatis
Lineage: Eukaryota; Fungi; Basidiomycota; Malasseziomycetes; Malasseziales; Malasseziaceae
Product: zn-dependent exopeptidase
Exons: 3
Coding region: 1-2616 (871 amino acids)
Biological process (GO): proteolysis; glutathione catabolic process
Molecular function (GO): peptidase activity; protein binding
Source: RefSeq, a predicted model, not a curated record
AUGGCAGGUGGGCCGACACACGAUCUCGAGCCACUCGAGCCACGCGCACCGGUCGCUGAGCCUGCCCUCCCGCCCAUUUACGAUGCCAAAGAUCGACUGCAUCAUACCAUUGCCUGCGCCUCGGCUGCCUUCUCAGUGGCAGUGGAUCAAGCGCGGGGUCGUUUGUUUGUAGGCACACAAAGUGGUCUGAUUGCGGUAUGGGACCUCGAGACGUAUCAACUGUAUGCUCACAUGCUUGGUCAUGCGGACAGUGUGCUUUCUCUUCUCCUGGAAGGAGAGUACUUGUUCAGCGCGUCGUCCGAUAGCACAGUGCGCAUAUGGGAUGCCGAGACACUGCAGCCCCUUGCGCUGGUGUACCCUGCGAACGACAAUGCGGGUGAUAUCUUUUCGUUGGCAUGGGAUGCUCCUCGUACGACUCUCUACUUUGGCUGUCAAGACACCUCGAUUCAGUGGCUUGCUGUGACGCGCGAGACUUUAGCUCGGUCACCGACGCAUGUACGCAAUGUGCGCUUCCAUAAGUUCUUUGAUUCGCGUCCUCGUGCGUUGUCCGGCAUGACGAUGGGGCUCCCCAACGCGGUGCUGGCCGGCGAGGCCUUGGUCCAGCGUUCGGCUGUCCGCUUUAUGGAUCCUGAUGGCACGCCUACGCCUGGGAUGAAUAUGGCUGUGCUUGGUGUGGACAGUGACAAUGUUAUUAUGAAUGCGCAUCAUGGAUAUGUGUACGAUCUUCUACUUCUUCCGCAUGGGGAUACGACGCUCAUGGCGAGUGGUUCUGGCGAUGAGACGGUUCGGUUAUGGCGAUGGGAGCAGGAUCGCCUUGUCUUCCACCAGUCGUUAGCGCUGGCCGAGCCUACAGGCGAUGCGAUCAUGUCGUUGGCUGCGUGGAAAGGCACGUUGCUGGCCGGGAAGCAGAACGGCAUGAUCGAUGUAUGGGACUUGGAAAGCUAUACACUGAUUCGCUCCAUUCACGCACACAACGACGAUGUGCUGUGCCUCUUGACGAUGGACCAGGAGGAGGGCCAAAGCUUUGUGUCUGGCAGUGCCAAUGGCGACGUGUGUCAUUUCGACAGCUACUUCCGAUGCCGCGGCCGAUUGGCGGGCCACAGAGAUAUGGUGCAAGGUCUUGCGAUGUAUCAAGGCCACACGAAGCAUGCGUAUUCAUGGCUGACAAGUGCGCCUGUGCUGGUCACCGUAUCCUCCGACGAGCAUGUGCGCAUGUGGCAUUAUAAUCUGCCGCGCAUCGGACAGGCGGACGAGGCUGGCCAGAAACGAGAGGAAGUGGCGCCUGCCUCCUCGUCUGCGCUGCUGCAGCGCCUGGGAGAGUUGGUCCGCUUCAAGUCUGUAUCGCAAGGCCCUGCGAUGCCGGAGAUUGACGAGAAUUUGGAAGACUGCCGUCAGGCCGCUCACUACAUCAAAGCUACGCUCAUGGAGCUGGGGGCGAGUCAUGUGCAGCUCUUGUCGACGGGCGAGGGGACGAAUCCCCUUGUGCUGGGUACGUUCCGUGGCCGUGAGGCCAAGCGACGAUGUGUCUUUUACGGGCACUACGACUGUGUCCCUGCGGGCGAUGGCUGGGACUCUUCGCCAUGGGAGCUGCGUGGGCAAGAUGGCUACGUCUACGGCCGUGGCGUGAGUGACAACAAAGGCCCCGUCCUUGCCGUGGCGUACGCAGCGAGUGAGCUGUUGCACAAGCACGAACUGGAGGUGGACGUGGUCAUGCUGAUCGAGGGCGAGCAGGAGACGGGUUCCAAGUCGUUCCAUGCGUGCCUAGAGCAGAACAAGGAUCUCAUUGGGCCUGUGGAUACCAUCCUUGUAUGCAAUUCGUACUGGCUUGGUGAGCAGCAGCCAUGCCUGACGGUGGGCCUACGUGGUGUCGUGCAGGUGAUGAUCCAGAUCAGUAGUCGGCGGUCCGAUCAGCAUUCAGGCGUGCACGGUGGCGCUGCGCGUGAACCGAUGAUGGAUAUGAUCAAACUCCUAGCAUCGUUGACAGACGAUGACAAUGGGCGCGUCGCGAUUCCCGGCUUCUACGACGAUGUUCGGCCGGUGAGCGAGCAGGAAAUGCAGUGGCUCACGUCCGCCGCGGAAGAAGCGCCUGGGCCGACGACCGCCGAUCAGCUGCGUGCCUUGUGGUGUACGCCUUCGUUCACGGUGCACCAACUUACGAACAGCGGUGGGGCCACGCACUCCUCCAUCAUAUCCAAGGCGGUCAAGGCGACACUGAGCAUUCGCUUCGUCCCGGACCAGGACCUCGAUACGCUCGCGCCACUUCUCCAGCAAACGAUCGAGACGCGCUUCGCAGCGCUGCACUCGUCGAACGAGCUGGAUGUCCAGCUCUUGCACCGCGCAGAUUGGUGGCUGGGCACGACAGAGGGGCCGGCAUGGCACGCCUUGGCCGAGGCGGUCGAGGCGGAAUGGCACCAAAAGCCCACGCUUAUUCGCGAAGGCGGCUCGAUCCCAGGCAUUGCUAUCCUUGAGAAGGUGCUUCAGGCACCGGCCUUGCACUUGCCGAUGGGCCAAGCGUCUGAUCAUGCCCAUCUUCCAAACGAGCGCAUUCGACUGCUCAACCUGGAAAAGGGCCAAGCGGUCGUACGUCGCUUCCUUCGCUCGCUGGGCCACGUGUAA